Fukomys damarensis (Damara mole-rat) is the source of this 1914-nucleotide messenger RNA. It is a transcript of the gene R3hdm4, whose product is annotated as R3H domain containing 4. The transcript has 8 exons. NCBI's taxonomy places the organism in Eukaryota, Metazoa, Chordata, Mammalia, Rodentia, Bathyergidae. Gene Ontology annotation, molecular function: nucleic acid binding. The coding region runs from base 1034 to 1816 and encodes 260 amino acids. The record is from RefSeq and is a predicted model, not a curated record.
CCCAGGGUGGCCUUGAACUUUGGAUCUUCCUGCCUCAGCCUCCCAGGAUGUGUGCCACCACACAAGGCUGGAAGGUGUAUUCUUGCCCUGGGCAGUGGCGGGCAGAGGAUCCUAUCUCUUAAGCCCACAGGAGCAGAGAUGGGCCAUACAGGGUCUGUUUUCCUCACACACGGCAUGAUUCAGCCCCGUUCACCCCUUGUUCUCCUGUCCCCUUUCUCUGGGUGCCAGGACCCCACGGUCUAAGCAUCUCCUGACCCCUGCCUGCUCCAGGCAGCCUCAGGACCGCCCCUCCCCCGAAGCUGGUCCCGUUUCCCUGUCUGUAAAGUGGUCUUCUUAAAUGGUAUGGGUGGCUUCUGCUAACUGGGUCUUGGCUAACAACGGGAGCAGUUUGGUUUUUCAGUCAACUUGGUAGAUGGUGAGCCCGCAGGCUGCAGGCUGUGUGGCUGGGGAUCUGGUAUUGACCAGUGGGGCCGGGCUUGUCCUCUGGGGUACAGAGGAGUGGAAAGUGGCUUAGGAGUAAACAAGUCAGUGGCCCCUCUGGUUCCGGGGCCAACCACAAAGAAGGAAGAAAGACUGGGGCCGUGGGGGGCGGGGUCUGCCCUCCGGGAGGGGAGGUGACACUGGGACAGCGACUUGAAGGAACUAAGAAAGUGCUGGGCCGGGGUGAGGCCUCUGGAGCCCUUGGGAGACCCCUGCUGGGCUGCCAGGCGAUCCAGUUCAAGGUCCACACAGGUCCACGCUUCCCAGGGGCUGCUGUAAAAACGGGGUGCGGCGGAUGUGGGGUGUUAUCAGCCCCAUCCAGCUGCUGGGUUGUAGGGUUGGGGUUCUCGCGCAUCAGGGCAGCCCAGAAGUGCUAGCCUGGGGUAGUUCCUGGAGCGCCCAGUGGUUGCCACUGUCCUGGAGGCUUGAUUUGCAGUGCUCAGCCUGCAGCUCCGGGCAGUGACUUUGCACUGGGUUUACUGACCUGUGACAUCAGCAGAGCAGUGUUUGUCUCCUGGAGGGGCAGUGUGAGUGACAGGGAGAUGAGCCCAACAUGGAGGAAACGCCCAAUGCGGGAAGUUGCUCUGAUCAGGAACGGCCGCUGCAGGGCUGCCUGCCCGCCCUGGCCUCCUCCCAGGUGAAGAGAUUCUCAGCUUCCAGGCGGAAACAGCACUUCAUCAACCAGGCAGUGCGAAACUCAGACCUGGUGCCCAGGGCCAAGGGGCGGAAGAGCCUCCAGCGGCUGGAGAACACCCAGUACCUCCUGACCCUGCUGGAGACAGAUGGCGGCCCUCCUCCCGGUCUGGAGGACGGGGACCUCACACCUGCUGCGGCUCCAGGCAUCUUCGCGGAGGCCUGCAGCAAUGCCACCUACAUGGAGGUAUGGAACGACUUCAUGAACCGCUCUGGGGAGGAGCAGGAGCGGAUGCUGCGCUACCUGGAGGACGAGGGUCAGAGCAAGGGCCGGAGGAGGGGGCCGUCCCGCGGGGAGGAUCGCAGGAGAGAGGACCCGGCCUACACUCCUCGCGAGUGCUUCCAGCGCAUCAGCCGGCGCCUGCGAUCUGUGCUAAAGCGGGGCCGCAUCCCCAUGGAGACCCUGGAGACCUGGGAGGACCGGCUGUCGAGGUUCUUCUCUGUGUACCCUCAGGCCGUGUACACAGCUAUGUUGGACAACAGCUUCGAGAGGCUGCUGCUCCACGCCGUGUGCCAGUACAUGGACCUCAUCUCAGCGAGUGCCGACCUGGAGGGCAGGCGGCAGAUGAAGGUCAGCAACCGCCACCUGGACUUCCUGCCCCCGGGGCUGCUCCUGUCAGCUUACCUAGAGCAGCACAGCUGAUGGCGGCUGCGCUGAGCCCCUGCCUCUGCCAUGCCCAGACCUCCGAUGCCAUCUGCUGUGACACCUUCCCUGUUUUUAAACUUUAUCCUUGGAAACCA